Molecule: messenger RNA, 732 nt
Organism: Camellia sinensis
Lineage: Eukaryota; Viridiplantae; Streptophyta; Magnoliopsida; Ericales; Theaceae
Source: RefSeq, a predicted model, not a curated record
AUGUGGGUAAGGAAUGGAAUGGAAUAUAUGGUAGUGGAUCCUGAAGGAGUAGCUGGAGGUCUCUUAUGUAUAUGGACCCUGUGGUGUUUUCAGCUGGCUGACUGUUGCAGCAGUAGAAGGUUUAUUCUUCUAUCGGGUUCUUUAUACAAUUCAUUUGAGUGUGUUAUUUUAAAUAUUUAUGCACCUAAUGAUGUGGGUGGUAGAAGGAAAAUGUGGGGUAGCUUAAUUAAUCUGAAACAUGAUUUUCCUAAACCUUGGUGCUUGUGUGGGGAUUUUAAUGAAAUUAGAAAUAUUGGGGAGAGGCUAGGGUGCUCCAGAAGGGAUAGGGGUAUGACAGAUUUUAAUGAUUUCAUUGAGACCUGUGAAGUAAAUGAGUUACCUUUACUGGGUAGGAAAUUUACAUGGUGUAACUCAAUGGUUAGUGAAAAAUGGAGUAGAAUAGAUAGAGUGUUGGUGGACCCAAGAUGGAUGGAGGUGUUUAACUUAAAAUUAUGGAGGUUACCUAGACUUAUUUUCGAUCAUAGUCCACUACUUUUGAUGGAGAAUGAAAGGGACUGGGGUCCAAAGCCGUUUAGGUUCCUGAAUGCUUGGUGUUUACAUCUGAAUCUAUUCUCUUUUGUGGAUAAAACUUGGAAAGAGUCAGAGGUUAUGGGUUGGGCUGGUUUUAUACUACAGAAAAAGCUGAAGGCAUUGAAAAUAGCACUUAGGCAGUGGAAUAAGGAGGUCUUUUGA